UCUGCUACUGGUUCUAGUGGACCGCUGAACUCCGUGAGAGAAGGAUCACGCGAAGCAAGAUGACCACUCCACAGACCGACCUCGAGAAAAGAAAGCAGAUCUCCGUAAGGGGGAUUGCUCAAGUUGAAAAUGUUGCUAAUGUCAAGAAGACAUUUAAUCGUCAUCUUCAUUACACUUUGGUGAAAGACAGAAAUGUGGCAACUCCCCGUGAUUAUUAUUUCACCCUUGCCCACACAGUCAGAGAUCACCUCACCUCAAGAUGGAUCAGAACUCAGCAGCAUUACUACGAGAAGGAUCCAAAGCGUGUUUACUACCUGUCCCUGGAGUACUAUAUGGGAAGGUCACUAACAAACACUAUGAUCAAUUUGGGCAUCCAGUCUGCCUGUGAUGAAGCUUUGUAUCAACUUGGUCUGGAUAUUGAAGAACUGGAGUCUCUGGAAGAAGAUGCUGGUCUGGGUAAUGGAGGUCUGGGACGUUUGGCUGCUUGCUUCCUUGAUUCCAUGGCCACUCUUGGAAUGGCUGCCUAUGGCUAUGGCAUUCGAUAUGAAUAUGGUAUCUUUGCCCAGAAGAUCAAGAAUGGAGAACAGGUUGAGGAACCUGAUGACUGGCUGCGUUAUGGUAACCCAUGGGAGAAGGCAAGACCAGAGUACAUGAUCCCAGUCAACUUCUAUGGCCGAGUUGAGGAUACACCCCAGGGCAAGAAAUGGGUUGACACUCAGAUUGUGUUUGCCAUGCCUUAUGACAACCCAAUUCCUGGCUACAAGAACAAUGUUGUUAACACCAUGAGGCUGUGGUCAGCUAAGUCACCUAACAAUUUCAACCUGAAGUUCUUCAAUGAUGGUGACUACAUUCAGGCUGUGUUAGACCGCAACUUUGCAGAAAACAUCUCUCGUGUGCUCUAUCCCAAUGACAAUUUCUUUGAGGGUAAAGAGUUGCGCUUGAAACAGGAAUAUUUCAUGGUAGCUGCCACAUUACAAGAUAUCAUCAGGCGCUUUAAGGCUUCCAAGUUUGGCUCUAAAGAUCAAGUUCGCACUUCCUUUGACACAUUCCCUGAUAAGGUGGCCCUCCAACUGAAUGAUACUCAUCCCUCAUUGGCUAUACCUGAACUGAUGCGCAUCCUGAUUGACAUUGAAGGACUUACUUGGGCUCGAGCCUGGGAUAUUUGUGUGAAGACAUGUGCUUACACUAACCACACAGUGUUGCCUGAGGCUCUUGAGCGCUGGCCAGUAAGUAUGUUAGAGCACAUCCUACCAAGACACCUGCAGAUCAUCUAUGAGAUCAACCACCUUCACCUGCAAGAAGUUGCUAGAAGGUGGCCAGGUGAUAACGAUCGUCUGGGACGCAUGUCUCUGGUAGAAGAACACGGUGAAAAGCGAAUCAAUAUGGCCCACUUAUGUAUUGUUGGGGCACAUGCUGUUAAUGGCGUUGCAGCAAUACACUCCGAGAUUAUCAAGAGGAACAUUUUCCAUGAUUUCGCAGAAAUGACACCAGACAAAUUCCAGAAUAAGACCAAUGGUAUUACUCCCCGUCGUUGGCUGUUGCUGUGUAACCCUGCCCUUGCUGAUGUCAUUGCAGAGAAGAUUGGUGAAGAUUGGGUAGUUCAUUUGGAUCAGUUGGCCAAACUCAAAUCUUUUGUAAAUGACAGUGGCCUCAUUCGUGCUGUCCAGACAGCUAAGCAGGAGAACAAGUUACGACUGGCAAAGCAACUGGAACAGGAGUAUGGUAUCAAGAUCAAUCCUUCUUCCAUGUUUGAUAUCCAAGUAAAGCGUAUCCAUGAGUACAAGCGUCAGCUUCUAAACUGCCUCCACAUCAUCACCUUGUAUAACCGCAUCAAGGCCAACCCAAGUGGUAAAUUUGUACCUCGCACUGUAAUGAUUGGUGGAAAAGCUGCACCUGGCUAUCACACAGCCAAACAGAUCAUCCGUCUCAUCUGUUCAGUGGCUCGUGUUGUCAAUAAUGACCCCAUUGUUGGUGACAAACUGAAAGUUAUUUACUUGGAGAACUAUCGUGUUACACUAGCUGAGCAGAUUAUCCCAGCUGCUGAUCUUUCUCAGCAGGUUUCCACUGCUGGCACUGAGGCUUCUGGCACUGGCAACAUGAAGUUCAUGCUCAAUGGAGCUCUCACAAUUGGAACACUAGAUGGUGCUAACAUUGAAAUGAUGGAAGAGAUGGGUAGGGAAAAUAUUUUCAUCUUUGGCAUGACUGUAGAUGAAGUUGAGGAACUUAAACGCAAGGGCUAUAAUGCAUAUGAAUUCUACAACAAGUUACCAGAGCUACGCCAGUGCAUUGAUCAGAUUCAAAGUGGAUUCUUCUCUCCUAAUAAUCCUGACCAGUAUAAGGAUUUGAUCAACAUCCUUAUGAAUCAUGAUCGUUUCUUCCUCUUUGCUGAUUUUGAAUCCUACAUUCAGUGCCAGGACAGUGUAAACAAAUUGUACCAAAAGCCAACAGAAUGGACGAAGAAGGCCCUUCUUAACAUUGCAUCAUCUGGCAAAUUCUCAAGUGACCGCACAAUUGCUGAAUAUGGACGGGAGAUCUGGGGAGUAGAACCAUCUUGGGAGAAGCUUCCAGCUCCUCAUGAGCCUCGAGAGACAGAAGCUUCUGAGGAGAAGUAAGUGUAGCCUCUGGGAAAGAUUGUUAUGGAAUGUCAAAUAUGAAAGGUAGCUUUGAGACACAUAAUUGGGACAUUAUAAUCACUAUAAUUCCAAGCUUCAGAUGAAUUUGUUAAUUAUCCUUAAAUAAUUUACUGUAAUUAGGAGUACAGUAGUGUAUAAUGCAUUAACUUCAUUUUAUUUACCUUAUCCAUUUAUCGCUGCUAUACAUUGUUGAUGUUGCUUGUACUGCAGAAGGUUUUUUUACUCUUAGAGAUGGCAAAUUAUGUAAGGGUUAUGACUGCUGAACAAUAUACAAGCAUGGAUUAAGCAUUGUUACCCUUAAAAAGUGAUAUAUGAUGUCACCUAGUCAAUGACAUAUGCUCCAUUUCAUAGGCUAGCCAUUAAAUCAAAGAUAUUGUCUCGUGUUAUGUGCCAAUACAGUAGUACCAUUCAUUUUCUUACUUGCAAAUUGGUUCCUAUGCAAUUUUUUUUCUGUAAAUAUAAUCUCAGUGCUACCAAUUUUAUAGGCCUAUAAUUUGGUAUUUUUCUGAAUGAUGUAACUGGCAAUAAGUAAGUGAAAAGUUUGUUGGUUAAAGAGUGUAAAGCUUAAGUAUAUUGAAAAUUAUUGUAUUAUAUUUUAUAAUUAUUGAAACAUGUCCACUGGCAUAUUUGUUAUGAGAUAAAUCAGUGUUUUAUAUUUUAAUUUUAUUUCUGAUUUGCAGAAUAAAGUUAGUCUUUGAA
This is a messenger RNA of Homarus americanus (American lobster), 3332 nucleotides long. Its product is annotated as glycogen phosphorylase-like. NCBI's taxonomy places the organism in Eukaryota, Metazoa, Arthropoda, Malacostraca, Decapoda, Nephropidae. Gene Ontology annotation, cellular component: cytoplasm. Gene Ontology annotation, biological process: glycogen catabolic process. The transcript is spliced from 7 exons. Gene Ontology annotation, molecular function: glycogen phosphorylase activity; pyridoxal phosphate binding. The record is from RefSeq and is a predicted model, not a curated record. The coding region runs from base 60 to 2612 and encodes 850 amino acids.